Messenger RNA from Fomitiporia mediterranea MF3/22, 397 nucleotides. RefSeq lists its product as uncharacterized. The transcript is spliced from 3 exons. The record is from RefSeq and is a predicted model, not a curated record. NCBI's taxonomy places the organism in Eukaryota, Fungi, Basidiomycota, Agaricomycetes, Hymenochaetales, Hymenochaetaceae. The coding region runs from base 1 to 240 and encodes 79 amino acids.
AUGGCCCUCAUAUCCAAUAUUCUGGGCUUCUCAGCUCUUGGCCUUGCUGCUCGCUUUGGACAACUUGGGAUUCAAAAGCGCAAUCCUUUUGAGAACCUUGGGGGACAUGUCAUCGCGAUGGCUAUCUUUGGUUACGGUGGAUAUUGGGCGUACAAAUGGGAUUUACGUGCAGCGGAGCUUAUUGGCCAGAAGCGGGCAGAAAUUGAAGCACGACGACAAGGCGCUACCAACUCGGAAUGAUGGAUUGCAACAGCAAUGUUUGCCAGGAUAAUAUAAGCAUUAAGCAACGCAUUCCUUCGUAUUUGCUGGCCGCUGGUCUGCCUUAUAAUUGAUGCAGAUGUACACCACCUAAUGCCAAAUUCGGCAUGUGCAAUUACCUUGACCUUGGUUUCGUGCC